Prorocentrum cordatum is the source of this 1662-nucleotide messenger RNA. The record is from the annotation of a GenBank genome assembly. NCBI's taxonomy places the organism in Eukaryota, Dinophyceae, Prorocentrales, Prorocentraceae.
AUGCCUGGCGUCAAGAUUUGCUCCGACAUAAAUGUCUCGACCAUCAUCUGCGACCCCGCCAAGAAGCAGGCUGCGAUCCACGAAUAUUGGGCCGACGAAUUCCUCGCCAGGCCUACGGCCUAUGCGGCACAAUCCGCACUGCUCGAACUACACACUGUCGCCGGCGGCAUGGCCCUCAUGAUGAACCCCUUUCUCACUGCCCAAGCCCCGCCCGAGCAGCGCGGCUUCGUGAAGCAUCGGCAGUUCACCGACAACAUCGUGGAGCUGGACGCGCAUAUGGGGGACCCGCUCAGUUCCACCUUCUUCGUCCUGGGAACCGACCCUCUCGUGCUUGGGCUUCGCGCAGCUGUUCUGACUACGUGUACCUUCAGGACGUGCGCAGACGAUGACGGCAUCCCCUUGUGGGACAUCCGCGCCAUGAUCCCUGUUCACAGCCUCUAUAUUCUCGGCAAGCGCGCGACGUGCCUUGACGAGAAACUGAAGAAAUGCUCCAUGACCCAGAACAUCCUUGAGCACAACACUCGUAUCCAGACUGUCUUGAGUUACAAGCUCCAGUUCGUGGAUCCGCCGUGCAUCCUGGUCAACCGGGUCGCUGCCGCCCACAGGGUCUCCCACCCCAUGAAAGAGCAUGUCUUACAGGGCGGGCAUCCGCACGAGGUGCUGCGCAGCGCCGUCAGUACCGCCCGCCGCGCUCGCGCCGAGCUCCCGGACUGGUGCGUGCGCAAGCGCUGGGAGGCCCGGACCCUGGUCGACUGGAUGCUGGCCCGCUGGGGCCUGGCGGCCCUGUGCGCCGGGGAGGGCGUGCUGGAGGUCGGCGGGGACCCGGGCUUCCUGGCCACGGAGCUGCUGGGCGCUGGGGUGCCCGUCACGGUCGUGGACCCUGCGUUCGGGGCCAGCGGCAAGGCCAACCCGUGGGCGGAGGCCUGGCGCUUCUCCCGGCCGCGGGCUGGGCAGCCUCGCCUCCAGGUCGUGCGCGAGGCGUUCGACGAGGCGUUCAUAGGCAAUCCCCGGAACGCGCCGCUGCUGCGGGGCGCGUCCGCGCUGGUGGCGCUCUACCCCGACGAGGCCACGGACGACGUGCUGAGGUUCAGCGCGUCCCAGAACGUGAGGACCGCGCUGAUCCCUUGCCCGGAGUGCGUCCGCUUUUUCCCGCCGCGCGACCCGACCUACACGGGAUUCGUGAACCGGCUCAUCGAGGACGACCGGCACCAGGCUUUCCACUUCGGCUCCUCGCCGAUCUGGGAGGACCGGCUCUGGGGAGCGCCCUACUGCCAGGUGCUGCUGCAGCGGUCCCCCUACCAGCCGCCGCCCCGCGGGCCGCACCACUAGACGGCCAGAUAUUUUUGGCUGCCCCGGGACGCCGGGAGCGCCGGGCCUGCGCCGUCGCCUGCUCUCAACAACGUGCACAAGAAUGCCAGGAUUCGAAAACUCGCUCCGCCUGAGGUCUGGGCCUCUGCGUGUCCCAUGCCGCCGUCCGCUGCACAGGGUCGCCGAAUGGCGGUCUGGCCCGUGCCAUGUCCUUGGCAUGGUUGGCGGCCUCCCGUCUCACACCGGCGGCGCCCGACGCAUUGCGGUGAGAUGAUGUGGUCGCGUCGUGCUAAAUGUAGAUUGCGCGCGUUUGCGUCUAUCGGAGAGGGACAUGCGCCUUCGCGCCGUGAACAA